Anopheles marshallii is the source of this 2763-nucleotide messenger RNA. RefSeq lists its product as uncharacterized. Gene Ontology annotation, molecular function: serine-type endopeptidase activity. Bases 1 to 2763 code for a protein of 920 amino acids. The record is from RefSeq and is a predicted model, not a curated record. The transcript is spliced from 11 exons. NCBI's taxonomy places the organism in Eukaryota, Metazoa, Arthropoda, Insecta, Diptera, Culicidae. Gene Ontology annotation, biological process: proteolysis.
AUGGCGUGUGAAUGGGUUCUACUGGCAUUGCUCGUCAUUGCGGUGUUAUCGUACAGUGAAUCCACAUUGUUUCCAAUCAAUACGAAACUACCUGAAGAUGGUAUGGAUAUGAUGUUACCGUACGAUAGAAUAUCAUUAGAUGAUUGCCACACACGAAACUGGAAAGAUGGUUUCAUGGGGUUGGUGGCACCUGCCUACGGUCAACCAGCGUUAUUGCGCGAGUUUGCUCAUAUCGCCGCAAUCGGUUGGACGGGACCGAAUGGCAAAAUAAUCUGGGGCUGUGGUGGAUCGCUGAUAUGGGAGAACUUCAUUCUUACUGCAGCGCACUGUGCAGCGAAUGAUGAAGAUGUUGCACCGGAUGUGGCUCGGAUGGGUGACCUCAACAUUUACAGCGAUGAGGACGAUGAAUUUCCUCAGCAGUUACGUAUUGUGAAGAUCAUACGGCACGAACAGCAUCGGUACAGCGCGAAGUACUACGAUGUGGCGCUAAUGCAGCUUGAAAAGAAUAUCAUGGUGCAUGAAACCGUAGCACCGACUUGCCUCUGGUUAGAUGACGAGGUACGCUUCCCGAAGCUUUUUGCCGCCGGAUGGGGUAAAACAGGUUUUGGUGAGGACAAAACGAAAAUUCUGCUAAAGGUCGAACUAACCCCCAUGAACAACACUGAAUGUUCGCGCUUUUAUACCUCCUCCGAGCGUGGAUUGCGCAAUGGGCUACAUGCGCAUCAUCUUUGUGCGAGUGACGAGAAAAUGGACACAUGUCCGGGAGACUCUGGUGGCCCGUUGCAUGUGAAAUUGCUACACAACGCUAAAAUGACACCAUUCCUGGUAGGUGUCACAUCGUUCGGUAAACCGUGCGGGCAAGCGAAUCCCGGUGUAUACGCGCGUGUAUCCAGCUUCGUAGAUUGGAUAAUCGAAACACUGCAGAAAGAGGGAGAAAAGGCGACGGCACAGAAAUUUGAGCCAUGGUCCUGUGCUCUGCGCUAUGUACACGUGCGCGAGUAUGAGGAUGAUGUGGUUGUUUCGAGAUCCAACAACUAUGAAACCUACAACUCGGAUAACGCUCAUCUGGUUGGUGGUGACAGUAGACAACGGGUUCAAAUCAUGUGGGCGAAUUCCAUUGUUCCCGGCCGGGAAAACUGUUCCGGUACACUUAUUGAUCGUGAUGCCGUUGCUACAUUGGCAGAGUGUGCAUCCCAUAUGGGAGCAAGUCCCAGUAGAGUUAAGCUUAGUAAUGGCAAUUUCAUCAAUGUCAGUGAAACCGUCGUACAUCCGAAGUAUAAUCCAGCGAAAGGACGGUACUACAAUAAUAUUGCUAUUUUGAAGCUGCCGUAUCCUGUUUCUAUUAUUCCUGCAUGUGUGUGGUAUCAUGACUCCAUUCCGGAUCCUAAGUUUGAGGUGAUCGGAAAAGGUCGCGCCGAUAUGACGCCCUACAAUCGUGAUGAACCAGUAACCUUACUCGAUCCUCGCAUCGUUGGAAUUUCGCCUCGCGCAACGCUACAGUCCAACAGUGAAUGUCGGCUGGCCGACCAGUUUCGUACACAACUAGGAAUGGGUCUCCAAGCUGAACAUAUCUGCUUCCAGAACAAACCAUUUCUAGUUCCAUCCACUUGCGAUCAGCAGUUCGGUGGUCCUAUCGAGCGAGAAAUGUGGCGCUUCACACGGUACUUUAACUACGCAUAUGGAAUGAAUCUAUUUGGGCGCGAUUGUGGCUUCGGAGAACCCGCGGUAGCUGUACGAUUCAACGCUCAUAGGAAGUGGAUGGAAUCCGUAUUACUACCCGAAAUUACCAAUCGAAAACAGAGUAGUCCUACUGGAUCGAGCGAUUCGGUCAUCUUUAUCAAUCCCGAUCUAGUACUAAAUGACCGAUGUAGUUACGGAGGAGGCGUUGAAGGUGUUUGUGUACCGCACAAUAAUUGCCCUAAUAUUCGGCAACGAAUGGAUAAUAGUGCACCAGUAAUGCUAUGCUCGAAAGGAUCGGUAGUUUGCUGUCCCCAGGGAGAUAUUAGAAGCCCACCGAGCGCGAUCGAGAUGGAGUUCAACGAGUGUGAACAACGUUACGCUCAUCUAAGAAAGCAACGUCAGCAGCGUUGGAAUGGAUUUCAACCAUUGAACACGAGGCAGCCGCAUGGUGCUGAGGUAGGAUGGGAAGACGGUUCGGAAAUACGGUUUCAGUGCAUUGGAUAUCUGAUCAGUACACGAGCUGUCGUAACGUCCGCUAGCUGUUUGGCAUCAAAGGAAUACCUCCCGAACGUUGUGCGCUUAGGUGGGUUACAGUCUGGACAGUUCGCCACUGACAUAGCGAUUAUACCCAUCGAAAUGACGAAGUAUCAUCCGGAGUUUAACGUGAAUACGUACGAAAACAAUAUUGCAUUGUUGAAACUUGUAUCACCAGUGCAGCUUACCGUUACCACGUUCCCGGGAUGUUUGUGGCAGAACAAGACUCAUAAUCCAGUGGAGUCCCAAAUUUUGAGCGGUAAUGGUUUCCAACCGAUGCACCCUAUGUAUUUGAGAGAUUGUAAUGCGCGCUUUGCCAAACCGUUUACAAAUCCACGUAUUACAUGCAUGGUUCCGGGAGUGUACGGAUCAGGAGAGUUUUGUUAUGCAGCGGGAAGUCCGAUCGUUUAUAGGAAAAAUGAGGAUACCAAUCUAUUCACCGAGUUUCUGGUAAACAUAUACAGCCACGGACCGUGUAAUUCAACAUCUCUGCGCAUAGUGCACCGUAUUUCGAUGUACAUUGAUUGGUUCAAGGAGGUACUGAAGUAG